Periconia digitata is the source of this 1294-nucleotide messenger RNA. Lineage: Eukaryota; Fungi; Ascomycota; Dothideomycetes; Pleosporales; Periconiaceae. The record is from the annotation of a GenBank genome assembly.
CCCGUGUAUACGUCUACUGCUUCGCCAGACCAGAGGGAGCAAGAUCAUACGUGAAAAAGCAUACUUUGGAACACUCAGCUGAAUGUACUGCAUUGUUCGGGUUGCUUGUGGGUAGCCUUUCCUCAAGAUUCAAAAGCUUGGUGGCUUGGUCGUGGUUAUCCUCGAACACCUAUCAGUACAAUCUUUUAACCACACCUUCUCGAGUACGUGCGUUAUCAGUCAAUUACAAAUCAGCCAGACGUGCUUUUGUGACAUAUACACGCCUGGCUUCAGCUCUAUGCCAACUGGAGGGCCGUAGAUCAUUUCAUUGCAUCUUACAGCCCAAAUUUGGUACACUGAAGGUAGUUCCGGCAUAACAAGAUACUUGCGUUCCUAUUCUUAUACCUCUUCUCACUGCUAGACAAGCAACAGGUUAAGGUAGUGAAUCGUUCAAAGGGCGAUGAGUUUUCCAAGCUAUAUAGUUACGAUGUUAGCUGAAUCGAGAACUACCACUGUCGGCCUGGAGCGGGCUAUCACUGUUUUCGAAAGUUUGCGCUUGCUCCUACGACGGUCAAGACGUACUGGGGUCAAAAAGAUGGUCUAGUCAUAUUACUUCCAGACAUCUCGAGAAAAUUUGACGUGCUAAUCCCUGGUACCUCAGCAGCUAAGAACGAUGAUUAGUUGGCAGCUUAGUUCUUCGUUUGUUUUAUCUCUUACCCAAUUGGAGCAUCAUAAGACAUCACCCCUCUCAUUCACUCAUUCACCGCCCCCUCCUCUCCCGCCGACCCCUUCACAGACAGUGUUACCCUCGCUUAUCCCAUGUGUUAUUCAAAAGAGCAGGGAUUCUACGGGACAUAUAAACUCUCACACUUCGACCAUAACUGACUUGCCCUUACCUCGACUAAAUACACAUCAACUCGCUCUUAACAACCCACCAACAUUAUACGCUUCCCCAACUAUCAACCACUCAUCAACACUUUACACUUCUCCAACUACCAACAACUUCAAGAUGGGUAGUCACUCCUCCAAGCCCGGUCCUCCGCCUUAUCAGCAGUUCUGCGAGGGCCCAAUCAUGAUGCCCAACUGCCACUACGGCCCAGGAGGCCCAGGACGCGCACUCAAGAAGAUGGUCGUUCGCGAUCUCAACAUCGACCCUCAGGCCGGUCUCUUCGCCUGCACCAUCAUCUUCGGCGCCGUCCUCGUCGCCAUCGUCGUCGCGUUCUCGGUCUUGUUGCGUCGUCGUCGCAAGAUGCAGCGCAAUGAAGACCGCGUUCGCGAUCUGGAGAAUCUUACCAAGGGCGCUCAGCUUCACUGA